CUUCAUACGUCUGUGUCAAGAUGAGCUGGGUUCACAAGACUAACCAAUCAAUCGCCAAAUCGGCCUUUGGCAGGUAUUUCCGAUUGGAGGGAUCUGGUCAUCUUUCUUACAGCNACCGUUCGCGUGAUGGAUCUUUCUUCUUCACCGAGGUCCGCGCUGGUCUCGCGACUUUCUUCGCCAUGGCAUACAUCAUCGCCGUAAACUCCUCCGUCGUUUCAGACACUGGUGGUACCUGUGUCUGCCCUCCUACCAGCCUCGACGCCUGUGCUACCGAUGUUGCAUACAACCUAUGCAAGCAAGAAAUUCGUCGCGACCUUGUCACCGCAACUGCCGCCAUCUCUGCCUUGACUUCCUUCUGCAUGGGCUUGUUCGCGAACCUGCCUCUGGGUCUGGCACCUGGUAUGGGCAUCAACGCAUACUUCACCUACACAGUCGUAGGCUUCAACGGCACUGGUCUUGUUCCCUACAGAAUCGCACUUACCGCUGUCUUCGUGGAAGGCCUUCUUNUCGUCGCUCUUACACUCCUCGGUAUUCGUCAAUGGCUUGCUCGUGCCAUUCCGACUUCGAUCAAGUUGGCUACUGGUGUCGGUAUUGGUCUUUACCUUACCAUCAUUGGUUUCUCGUACAGUGCGGGCGUUGGUCUUAUUACUGGCGCGUCCAGCACACCUCUUGAAAUUGCUGGUUGUUCUCAACAGUACCUGACAGUGAAUGACGGCUUGAUGUGCGACCCCAGCCACAAGAUGAGAUCUCCCACCAUGUGGAUUGGUAUCUUCCUUGGCGGCUUCUUGACUGUUUUCCUCAUGAUGUUCCGCGUCAAGGGCGCAAUUAUCGCCGGUAUCUUGCUCGUCUCGAUCAUUUCCUGGCCCCGUGGCACCGAUGUGACCUACUUCCCCCACACCGAGCUGGGUGACAGCAGUUUCGACUUCUUCAAGAACGUUGUAACUUUUCGUCCCAUCAAGAACAUUCUAGCUGCUCAGGAGUGGGAUGUCAGCUCCCACGGUGGUCAAUUCGGUCUCGCUCUGAUUACCUUCCUCUAUGUUGAUAUUCUCGACUGUACUGGUACUCUCUACGCCAUGGCUCGCUUUGCUGGAGUCAUGGACGAGAAGACUCAGGACUUCGAGGGCAGUGCUACCGCCUACUUGGUUGACGCUGUCGGUAUCUCAAUUGGCUCUCUAUUUGGUACAUCUCCCGUCACUGCAUUCAUCGAGUCUGGUGCUGGUAUUUCUGAGGGUGGCAAGACCGGAAUUGCAGCUAUGGUGACUGGUUUCUGCUUCUUUAUCUCUGUCUUCUUUGCCCCGAUCUUUGCUUCUAUUCCUCCCUGGGCUACUGGAGGCACACUUAUCAUUAUUGGUUCUCUGAUGGCCAAGUCUGCUGCCGACAUCAACUGGCGCUACAUGGGCGACGCCAUUCCAGCCUUCCUCACCAUCGCCACCAUGCCAUUCACCUACUCGAUUGCUUACGGUCUGAUCGCUGGUAUCAUGUCCUACAUUCUCAUCAACACCACCGUCUACAUGAUUGAGAAGGCUUCCGGAGGCAAGUUUGUUCCCCAAGACAAGCAGUUCAAGGAGCCUUGGACCUGGAGACUCGAUGGCGGUCUCUUCCCUCCAUGGGUUGUCCGCGCUGCAAAGGGAAAGAGAGACUUCUGGAAGCCAUACGAAAUGGUGGAUCACGCAAACAGUGAGCAGGAAUCUGUUACCGAGGUGCCUAGCUCAGGUGCCGCCAAGGGUCUUGGUCCUGAUGAGGGAAGCAGUGCCAGCAGCAAGGUGCGUCGUCGUUCCGUCCAGCAUGAACUG
Messenger RNA from Aureobasidium musti, 1793 nucleotides. The record is from the annotation of a GenBank genome assembly. Lineage: Eukaryota; Fungi; Ascomycota; Dothideomycetes; Dothideales; Saccotheciaceae.